AUGAACCAUCAGAUCCCUCCCUCGGGGCCAGCGGAGCUCGCGGUGGACCCCGAAUACCUCCUUAAGGUGAACGCUUUCAUUCGCCAGCGCCGCCUCGAGCUUCUCGGCCCCGACAACAUCGCGCCCGUCUCCGCCGUGCAGGUCGCUCCGCCGCGCCACCCCCCUAUCCAACCGCACCAGCACCCUAUCCAACCGCACCAAACCCCUAUCCAACCGCAAAUAGAACCCCAACACACUGCGCUGGUUGGCCCCGCCAGCAUCGCGCCCGUCUCCGGCGCGCAGGUAGCUCCGCCGCCCCAUCCAAACCCUGCCGCUUUAGCCGCCAGCGAUCCAUCUGCUCCGCGAUUCGCUCAGCCCGCUACAGUCGGCUUCGGGAAUGCCGCGGCUGAUGGCGCGUUGUCCGCCGUUGGAUCGUCAACGAGGCCGGCGAUCAACGGUGCGCCGGCGGAUGGGCUAGAAGAUGGCAAUAUGAGGGCCAACGGCGGGACGAGCCUCCCUGCUGCUGCAGCAGUACCGUCAGUGACGACUGCUGCAGUACCGGCAGCCACAGCCCCUUCAGUGGCAGCUGCUGCAGUACCCACACACACAGCCCCUUCAGCUGCUGCUGCUGCUGCUGCUGCUGUUGUUCCUGCUGCCGCAGCGGUUGCGGCUGCAGCUGCUGUUACAUCGAGCGUUGCUUCUCAACCCGUCAUCAAUGCUGCUGCCACUCCUCCGACUCCCAUUGCACCGCCUCCGACCCAUCCCUCCGCGAGUGCUCACUCCGCUGCCACGUCAGCAACGACUGCUGCUCCCGUCGUGACAGCUGUCCCUACUGCCGGCGCGGACGCAGCAGCUGCGGGAUCCGCUGCUGCUGCGCGCGCCACAGCGAGUCCUGAGGCGGGGCAACCCGCUCAUGCUGGCGCAGCGAUGGCUGGCGCGCUGCUGCAGCAGCAGCAGGGGCGACAGGCGGAGGGAGACGCUGGCGCGCGCAGGCAGGGGAGCGCGCAUGGAGGCCCGCAGGGCGAUAGAAAGGCGGGUGCUUCUAACGGGAGUGUCUCUAAAGGGGGAGGUGAGGGGGGAGAGGGUGAGGAGGAUGAGGGGAGUGGUGAUGGGGAUGGCGGGGGAAGGCGAGGAGGUGGGCGGAGGGGUGGGGGAGGGAGCGGGGGAGGAAGAGGGGGCGGAGGUAACAGAAGGGGAGGGGGAGGGGGAGGGGGAGGGGCGGGGGGUUCUUCGUCUGGGGGAGGGCGGGGAGGGGGAAGCAGGGGGUACGGGGGAAGGGGAGGAGGGGGUGGAGGAGGCGGAAGGGGAGGCGGGUGGAGGGGGGGAGGGGGGAGAAGGGGGGGAGGGAGUAGGUCGGCGGAUGGGGGAACGGCCCCUGGGGCGUCGGGGGAAGAGGCGGAGGGGUGGGAAGAGUAUGCGGGGGACGGGGAGGAGGAUGGAGGGGAGUGGAUGGCUGGGGAGGAGGUUGUGGGGGAGGGGGAAGGAGACGGGGAGGGGGAAGGGGAGGAGGAGCAGAGGGGUGGGGGCAUUGAUGAGCGGGAGGAGGAGGGGGGGGAGGAAGAGGAGAGAGGGAGAGAGGAGAGGGGGCAUGAGCAGGCGAAUACUGAGAGAAUGACUUUGGGAAACGGUUUAGGGGACGGGAGAGGGGGUUUAGAAGGGGGAGAGGGGGGAGAAGGGGGAGAAGGGGGAGACGGGGGAGAAGGGGGAGAAGGGGAGACGGGGGAGAAGGGGGAGAAGGGGGAGAAGGGGGAGACGGGGGAGAAGGGGGAGACGGGGGAGAGCGGGGAGAGGGGCAAGAGUUGCGAGAGGGGGUGGUAA
Messenger RNA from Closterium sp. NIES-65, 1797 nucleotides. The record is from the annotation of a GenBank genome assembly. Lineage: Eukaryota; Viridiplantae; Streptophyta; Zygnematophyceae; Desmidiales; Closteriaceae.